Molecule: messenger RNA, 474 nt
Organism: Zerene cesonia (dogface butterfly)
Lineage: Eukaryota; Metazoa; Arthropoda; Insecta; Lepidoptera; Pieridae
Gene: RpS27
Product: 40S ribosomal protein S27
Exons: 3
Coding region: 99-353 (84 amino acids)
Biological process (GO): ribosomal small subunit assembly; translation
Cellular component (GO): cytosolic small ribosomal subunit; ribosome
Molecular function (GO): structural constituent of ribosome; RNA binding
Source: RefSeq, a predicted model, not a curated record
CCUAGUUUUCUUGUGAACAUAGAUAAUACACUAAUUUCUAGGUUGUCUUUGUCACACAUGUAGUUUCCCUUUUCUGGUUCUGCAUCGAAGCUGAAACCAUGCCGCUCGCAAUUGACUUAUUGCAUCCAUCGCCUGCAUCUGAGAGGAGGAAGCACAAGCUCAAAAGGCUUGUGCCACAUCCUAACUCAUAUUUCAUGGAUGUGAAAUGCCCAGGAUGUUAUAAAAUCACAACCGUAUUCAGUCACGCUCAGAGGGUAGUCGUAUGUGCAGGAUGCUCAACGAUCCUCUGCCAACCAACAGGAGGUCGUGCUAGACUUACUGAAGGAUGUUCAUUUAGGAGAAAACAACAUUAAGCCGCCUGGAGAGAGAGCCCUAAUUUAAGAUUUGCAUUUUUAUUUCCAAUUGUAUGAAUAUUUUUCUUAUUCAUCCGAUUUGUUAAAGCAUUAUAAAUAAAGGCUUUUUCAAAGGGUAAAU